AAUCUGUAAUCUGUCAAACGUAUUCACUUUUUAUGUCAUUUUAGUGUUUUUUUCCUUCAAAUUUUCAUGAAAAUUUGCCAUCUUUAUGUUCGCAUAAUGUUAAAACUAAGGCUAUUAUAUAAGCUUCCAACUAUUGUUCUAUUCAUAUGCUCCGCUUGUGUCAUUUUAUUAUUAAUCAGUGUCUUAGAAUUACGAUGGAUUCAGGACGAACACCUGAAAUAUCAUCAUGAUGAUACAACUGUGGCUCCCAAAACAGAAAAAGUUACCAAAGCCUCUAAUAGUCUCUAUUUACAUGUACCUAAAUAUGUAGUGUUUGAUCGACUAGACAGUACGGACAUGAGACACCUCAAACAUGUGUUUGAAAUGUUGGAUUAUUUCAACUGCCAGCGGACAUCCUUAAACGCCUCGGACUGGGAUGUGCUGUGGAGUUUCUAUUAUCCUUUCAGAAUCCUCUCAACUUAUGUAAAGGAUAUGAAGCCUUACCAACUAGUCAAUCAUUUUCCCGGCACGGGUUACAUCACAAACAAAGUAGAUCUCGCUUUGUCAGGUAUUGCACACAUCCCACCAGCAUUUAAACUACCGAACCAAAAAACUGCUCUCUUGGACUAUGUAAAAAAGCAUCCUCACAAGCUGUUCGUACAGAAAAGUAAUUCUCAUCGUGGAAUCCGAAUUCAGAAAGUUGAGGAUUUGAAUUUGAAUACACCUGAAACUUUUGUGCAAGAGUUCAUCCACAAUCCACUCCUGGUUGAUGGAUUCAAGUUUGAUGUAGGCAUUUAUACCAUUAUCACCUCUAUUGAUCCUCUGCGGCUAUACAUAUAUAAUGGCGACUUCUUACUGAGAUUUUGUCCAGAAAAAUAUCAUCCGUUUGAUCCUCAAAAUCUAAACAAAUACGUUAUUGGUGACGAUUAUCUACCUACAUGGAAAGUGCCAUCUCUUAUGAAAUAUUAUAAUGAACUUGGAUUCGGAAUGAGAGAGUCUCUGAAUGCUCAUCUCAGGUCCCAAGGGAAGAACCCACAGAAAAUCUGGGAUCAGAUGGAAGAAGCUAUCAGACUUGUUGUUUUGAAAAAGGAGCCUCAAAUAUUAAAAGCUGUAUCAAAGUACCCUUCAAAAAAUAACUUCUUUGAAAUGUUCCGGUUUGAUUUUGUUGUUGAUGAUGAAUUGAACGUGUUUCUACUGGAGGCUAAUAUGUCUCCAAACUUAUCAUCAGACCACUAUCCUCCAAAUCAGCUGCUUUACCGUCAAGUGCUUUUUGGCUUAUUUUCCAUCGUCGGUUUAGCUCAUUUCAAGAGGAGAAGCUUAACACCGGAUGCUGAGGUAGCAUUAAAGAAUAUUAUGGUCGAUUCCAAAUCUUGCAGUAGCCAUAUGUGUGAAACAUGUAUGUCACCAGAAUGUCAACUGUGCAUGAACUGUUUGACAGCCAGCAACAUAAGAACGCUAAAACAAACCUAUCGAGAGUUUAACAAUAAGCAAGACAAUAAAAGAAUAUUUCCUCCAACAAUGACUCCAGAGGAAGCUGCUGCUCCAAUUGAUUUGGAGGAUUACAGUUCAGAGAACCAAUUCAUGUAUCAGUGGUUUCGAAAAAAAUGUCUGAUGGACGUACAUUGGUGCUAAUAAGAUUCCAACUGUCCUUUGCAAUAGAUCAAAUUUUUUAGUAGUUAUUAGUUAUCAGAAUCUCUUUUUUAUAAUAUUAGACUGAUUUAAAAUUUGUGCUAUCUUAAGAUAGUUAGGAUACUGCCACCUGUAAGUUUUCCUCUUUAAACGUAAUCAUUGUACCGAAUGAAAUGGGAAUGUUUCAUCAAAAUUAUUCCACUUUAUUUAGACUCUUGUUUCUUGAUGUGCCAAUAUUUUACGAACAUCACUAUUAUUAUCUAUAACUUUUCAAACUGAGUACCUGAUGUUUAAUUUUAAAUUCUUGAUGCAGUGAAAAAUCAUAAUUAAAAAUAAAUUCUCUUGUUCUGUU
This is a messenger RNA of Bemisia tabaci, 1960 nucleotides long. It is a transcript of the gene TTLL15, whose product is annotated as tubulin tyrosine ligase-like 15. NCBI's taxonomy places the organism in Eukaryota, Metazoa, Arthropoda, Insecta, Hemiptera, Aleyrodidae. Gene Ontology annotation, biological process: protein modification process. The record is from RefSeq and is a predicted model, not a curated record.